This is a messenger RNA of Abrus precatorius (Indian licorice), 1077 nucleotides long. RefSeq names its product probable disease resistance protein At5g45440. The transcript has a single exon. The record is from RefSeq and is a predicted model, not a curated record. Gene Ontology annotation, biological process: defense response to other organism. Lineage: Eukaryota; Viridiplantae; Streptophyta; Magnoliopsida; Fabales; Fabaceae. Gene Ontology annotation, molecular function: ADP binding. The coding region runs from base 1 to 1077 and encodes 358 amino acids.
AUGGCCUCAGACAUUGCCCAAUUCCUUAAACAAAAUUUCUUGGAUAGUUUCCAAGAAAGAGCUCUUAACCUAUCACCUUCUGUCACUUCCCUACUAAAUGCAAUCAAGCAAGAAUUCGAAGAUAACAAGGUAUAUUGGUCACCUCCCCCCAGUGAAUCCCUCUUUUGUAUGUACCAACUUGACUAUGCACUUAAUGAGUUUCAAACUUACAAGACAACCCUCUCUCCAUUCUCUCGUCCUGAGCAAGAAAAUGACCCCAAAAUAAUGUUGGGGGAAACUAAGAGAAGACUCAUUGAGAUUCGAGAGAAGUCUCAAGAGGAUGCAAACUCAAGCUUAUUCACUUCAUCUAUGUUCCAAACCACAGAUGAUUCAUCUUACUUUCCAGCAUUUGAUGAAGAAAUCUCAAUGAUUCUUAAAUGGCUUGAAUCUAAUGAUCGUGGGUUUAAGGCCAUUGGGAUUGAUGGGAUGUGUGGCACGGGAAAGACUAAACUAGUAGAAAGGGUUCUGGAGGAUCCACUUGUCAAAGGUAAGUACGAGAAGCCAAUAUGGGUGUCUUUGUUUGACUUGACAUCAAAAGAGGAAAUGGACAUAAGGAUUGUUAAGGAGUUGUUGGCAUGUUUGAAUGAGGAUCCUGACCUAUUGACCGAGGAACCCGAAGAUGAUUGGCUUGUGAAUAAACUAAAUGAAAAACUGAAGGCUCAAAAGUACUUGAUUGUAUUGGAUGGUGUGUGGCAUUGUAAUGAUUGGUUUAGUGAUUUAUAUGUUGAAGGACAAGUUGGUGAUAGGACCAAGCUUCUCUUUUCUCAAGCAUUGCCCAAGGACGCUGGUGGUGCUGUCUUUGUGACUAGCAGGAUAAAGGAGGUGACUAAACAAUUGGUGGGUGAGAAGAAUUUGAUUCAUCUUAAGCCUUGGAGUGAUGAGAAAAUGAAGGAGUUUGUGAAGCGUUGUAUGGCAAGCCAAAGUAAGAGCAAUGAGCCAAUUCCUCAAGAAGAGAUUGAUUAUGUUGCUUUUCAUUGUCAUGGUCUUCCUUUAGUUGCUGCAACUCUCUCAGAUUGGAUAGCCAACCAAAAAAUUUGA